This is a messenger RNA of Naumovozyma dairenensis CBS 421, 477 nucleotides long. RefSeq lists its product as uncharacterized. The record is from RefSeq and is a predicted model, not a curated record. The coding region runs from base 1 to 477 and encodes 158 amino acids. NCBI's taxonomy places the organism in Eukaryota, Fungi, Ascomycota, Saccharomycetes, Saccharomycetales, Saccharomycetaceae. The transcript has a single exon.
AUGGUUCUAUUAGGAAAUAUAAGGCACAUCCUGUUGCUGCUGGCAAUCGCCAGCCCAAACAAGAAGACGAACUUAACACUGCUCCCACAAGUGACCAAUCAAUCGUCAAAAUACUUCUUACUUUUGCUCUUCGCUAAGGUUGGCCAAUCAAACAGGUUGAUGUUACCGCUGCCUACUUACAUGCUCCUCCAAGAUAACCAUGGAUCUUUGGCUUUGCUUCAUUGUGACUUCUUUAAUAUCAAACACUGGGAUGUAAAAUAUAAGUAUCUCUUCGACCUAGUCAAGAAUAAAGAAGUUACACUGAACUACGUACUUACGGCUGAUAUGGUCACCGAUAUUCUCACCGAACCCUUACCUACUUCAUCACAUCAGAAGCACCGCCAAUCUAUGGGUAUUGUUUUGAUCGCCAAAGUAGCUAUAUAUGAAAUAAAUUCGGAGAUAUUCAGGUUUCUCUUCUUCAAACAUCAUAUUAGCUAG